Ilyonectria robusta is the source of this 1222-nucleotide messenger RNA. Its product is annotated as Tim17/Tim22/Tim23/Pmp24 family-domain-containing protein. Lineage: Eukaryota; Fungi; Ascomycota; Sordariomycetes; Hypocreales; Nectriaceae. The coding region runs from base 277 to 957 and encodes 226 amino acids. The transcript has 5 exons. The record is from RefSeq and is a predicted model, not a curated record. Gene Ontology annotation, cellular component: peroxisomal membrane.
GACGAUGCCACAUCCGAGGCUUGGAACAGGUGACAUCCACAUCUCAUCGAUCUGGGCUUCUGCCUCGGGAAUUUGAACCCUGACCCGUUGACAACCUCGCUGAACAAAACCCCAUUUCGACGGUACUUUUAUUCUCUUUUUUUAUGUUAUUUCGAUGUCGUGGUAAAGGCUCCGCAAACAAGUCACCUCCCGCCUCCCAUCUCGCGACGUCCGCCCACCGCACCGGCUUCCCUACCUCGAGACGCUUUUGCCGAGGCCGGACCCCAUUGCGGCACCAUGGCGUCGACCGCCCUCGAAGGGAUCAAGAACGCGCUGGAGCAAAUCAUCCGGGACCCGCGAUACCAUGAUCUCCUGUCAAUCCUCAAGACGGCCCGCAAUGGCGCCGUCUACGGAACCAAGGUGCGGUUUCCGCAUGCGCUGGUCAUGAUCUUCCUCUUCCGCUCCGGAACGUUCCGACACAAGUGCGCACUGGUCUUACGGGCGACGAGACAUCAUGCCAGCAACUUGGCACGUUUCGCCGUCAUCUACAAGCUGACGAUGCUUGCGCUCAAGAACUUUGGCGCAACGCCCGGCAAAGAGGGCACAUUUGAUUCCUUCUUCGGCGGCCUCGUCGGCGGCUACUUCGUCUUUGGCGGACGCUCCAAGCGGACCGGCAAGAUCUCGUCGGUCAACCAACAGAUCGUCAUCUACGUCUUCGCGCGCGUGAUGCUGGCGCUGGCGCGCAUCGCCGUCAAGCCCGGCGUCGGCUUGCCCGCCAUCACGGCCGAGCCUCUCAACUCCCAGAUCAACCACUACGCCUGGCCCGCGUUUGCGUCGCUGUCGUGGGCCAUGGUGAUGCUCGUCUUCCGCUACCACCCGGAAGAUCUGCAGUCGAGCCUGCGCAACAGCAUGACGUACAUCUACAAGGAAUGCAACGACUUUGACUCGCUCCGGACCCUGGUUUGGCACAACAAAUAGACGCAGGCUCGCGCGAAGACGGGGGGGUGGUAGGCGGUUCUCUCUUACCUCGGGUUGUUGGGCGUUUCGGCGUAGUCGAUGUUGUUUUUAUUAUUUCAAGACGGGCAUGUUGGGACAUUGGCCGGUGGCAUUUACAUGGAAGACACCCAUCGAGAUCGGAAGAGGGCUAGAAGGUCAUCGGGUCAGACGGAGGCUUCGCUUUUGCAUGUGAGAUUAGGUCGGCAGGUAUACAGAAACCAUUAGGAAUACUACGGUUCGUUGUCAA